AUGGAAGGAGAGGGAGGAGGAGAAGAAGGUAGUGGUGGUUAUGGUGUUUAUGGGCUUAUAAAUAACACACAACCACACCAUCCUCAUCAUCACCAUCAAAAUAUGCAUAGAACAGGUCCUCCAUUGACAGCCAUAGACAGGUUCCUGUGGGGAAGCCAGAGCAAUUUCUCUCACCAAAACAAUGCAAGCAGCAAAGCAAAUGUGGUUUCCACAAAUGGGUUGUUAGGUUUUUCUUCUUUUGGUGGUGCAAUUGGCCAUGAGGCUUCUUGUUGGCCUAGCUAUGGUGCUGGUGCUCAAUAUCCCCAAGAGGUAAGCUUUCUGGAUGGGCUUUUGGGUGAUCAUGGAGAGGCCUUGAUGAUGUCUUGGAGUGGCCAGGCAGAGAAAAACCCUAAUACUGGUUUCAUAGAAGAAGCAAAGGUUUCAGAAAGGAGGGUGGGAAAGAGAGCUAGAAAAGGUUUAACUGCUGCAGCUUUAAUAAAGGGACAGUGGACUGAUGAAGAAGACAGGAAGCUGAUCAGGUUGGUGAAGCAAUAUGGAGUGAGAAAAUGGGCACAGAUAGCUGAGAAGCUGGUGGGUAGGGCUGGCAAGCAGUGUCGAGAGAGAUGGCAUAAUCAUUUGCGCCCUGAUAUCAAGAAAGAUAGCUGGACUGAAGAGGAAGAGACGAUACUUGUGGACGCUCAUACUGAGGUUGGGAACCGUUGGGCAGAGAUUGCGAAACGCAUUCCUGGAAGAACCGAAAACGCCAUCAAGAACCAUUGGAAUGCCACAAAAAGGAGGCAGAAUUCAAGGAGGAAGAACAGGCAGGCAGAGGGGAAAGAUGGAAACAACAACAAGAAGCCUCAGUCUUCCAUACUCCAAAACUACAUCAGGAGCAAGAACCUCAUGAGCAACAACAACAAUAAUAAUAACAACAACUCCUCCCCAAAUGUUUCCACUAUGAGCAACAACACCCCAACCAGUUCUUCCACUCUCUCUCAUGAAAACCCAUCAAAAACCCACCUCAACAUUUUGGCCACAGAGCCAUCUGACCAUUCCACAACUAGCAAUUCCUGUGACUCUCCUUUGAAUUUGGGUGAUACAUUAUACAACGAUGAGGAGCUUCAUUUCAUGCAAACUUUCUUCACCAACAAUGUUCACACUUUCAAUCCUCAUCAGCAGCAGCCAUCCCAUUCCAUUGACAGCAGCAACAACAGCAACAACAUUGGCCUAAUUGUUAGUCCAGUGGAGCCUACACAAAAUGCUAUUAAUCCCACUACUUCUACUACUCCUACCCCCCUCUACUCUGACCUUUACCUUUCAUACCUCUUAAAUGGGACAGCCAACUCAUCAUCAUCUUUUAGUUCCACUGAUCAUCAUCACUUGGGUUUUUACAACACAAGCAUGGAAUAUUUGAUGGCACAUGAUCAAUAUCAUGAAGCUUCUGCUGCUGCUGCUUCUUCAAAUGAAAAGAGAGAGAUGGAUUUGAUAGAGAUGGUUUCUUCUUCUCAAUUUGCUCAGGGUGCCAACAGAACCAGCUUCUGA
Prunus dulcis (almond) is the source of this 1521-nucleotide messenger RNA. Its product is annotated as transcription factor MYB64-like. The record is from RefSeq and is a predicted model, not a curated record. The coding region runs from base 1 to 1521 and encodes 506 amino acids. Gene Ontology annotation, molecular function: DNA-binding transcription factor activity, RNA polymerase II-specific; RNA polymerase II cis-regulatory region sequence-specific DNA binding. NCBI's taxonomy places the organism in Eukaryota, Viridiplantae, Streptophyta, Magnoliopsida, Rosales, Rosaceae. Gene Ontology annotation, biological process: regulation of DNA-templated transcription. The transcript has 3 exons. Gene Ontology annotation, cellular component: nucleus.